Molecule: messenger RNA, 1017 nt
Organism: Maudiozyma saulgeensis
Lineage: Eukaryota; Fungi; Ascomycota; Saccharomycetes; Saccharomycetales; Saccharomycetaceae
Source: the annotation of a GenBank genome assembly
AUGGAGUGUUCUAUUUGUAUUGAACCUAUUCUGAUCAAAAAAUCAAAUGAUGAAUCGAAUUCUGAUAUAAGUUAUGAUACUAUAGGUGAAUUAUUACCAUGCCAGCAUAAGUUUCAUAGUGAUUGUAUAAGGAAAUGGCAUACUUUUGCCAACGAUUUAAAAUGUCCGAUUUGUAGAACUGUGUCAUUAUCCAUGUCCCUAAUUUAUAAUUAUAAUUUAUGGUAUGAAAAGAGAGUGAAAAUUGAUCUAAAUAAAGGAUUUCUGGUUGAAAGUGUACUUGAAUACGAUAGACUAAUAUCAAAUGAUAAUUUCGAUAGAGAAGAUACCCAUGGCUUAGAGACUGAACAAACGUUGUUGCGUGAACAGGAUAGUGACGAAACUAAUGAUAAUGGUAUCUCUACACUAUUUCAGACCAUUUUAAACAUGGAAGAAAUGAAUGAUGACGACUCAGACAAAGAGCUUGAAGCGGAACAAGAAGUACUUAAUUCAUUGAGAGAAGAAUAUAAUAUGAUGUUAUGUAGAAUAUGUGGCGAUGAUGAGGAUGGCGAUGCCGAUACCAAGUGUCCCAAUUGCAAUGCAAGAUACCAUGAAGGAUGUCUUCAUGUAACAUCCAGUGAAAUUGGAGAAUGUGAUACGUGGCAACAAUGUAUCGAAUGUAGAACUCAAACAGAGCAUAUAGUUGGUAAUCGGAGAAUAAAUAUACGUGAGUCGUCAGUAUUGCCAUCAUCCACCCAUGAUACCAACAAUGAUAUAUACCCCGGAGAAGAAGAAUUAGAGAGAAUACGAGAAACAAAACGGAAGAUACAAAAUCACGUAAGAGAUGCCUUGAAGUCAUACUAUUGUCGGUCAAGUUCCAUACGACUAACUAAAGAACAAUUCACAAGUAUUAAUCAGACCGUUUCGCGAACAUUAUAUUCCAUAUCUGAUAAUAAAUAUCAAGAAGAGAUGGAUUACGACUACCAAGCCAAACAAAGAGUUGUCCAAGAAUUACAAAAACUGGGAUACGCUAAAGCAUGA